Molecule: messenger RNA, 4035 nt
Organism: Schistosoma turkestanicum
Lineage: Eukaryota; Metazoa; Platyhelminthes; Trematoda; Strigeidida; Schistosomatidae
Source: the annotation of a GenBank genome assembly
UUCCUUGGCCUUCCUCUUUUCCUUGAAAAAAAAUAAUUCAAAUAUUAAAGAUUCACAUUGUGAAAAUUAGAACAACACAUAAAUGAACAAUACUGUUUUCGAUUAUAUCAUCAUCAGCCUUUACUCCAAUUUACAUGAAUAUUUAUAUGAAAAUGUCAAGCUAAUCAAGGCAAUUUGAGUCAUAUUUCAUAAUAGAUUACGUCACUACUAUCAGUACACCUGUCUUCCUACUAUCAACUUGUACUUUUGCCUAUUAUGUGUAGUGACGUAAUCUAUUUUAUUGUGAUUAUUGACUCAAAUUGCCUUGAUUGGUUUAACAUUUCCAUAUAAAUAUUCAUGUAUAUUAGAGUAAAACCUGAUGACGAUCUAAUCGAAAACAAUAUUGUUCGCUUAUGUAUUGUUCUAAUAUUGAAACAAGACAUCCGUCCUCGUAUAGGACUUUUUAACAGUGCACGUGCACGAUCCCACGUCUGAGAAUCAAAACUUAAAACCUUCCUCUGAGAGGUCCUAAAUAGAAAUAAACGCACAACCUACAUUCCACUGCUAGCCACAUUCCACAUUCAAUAUAAAUAGUAUGUUGUAGAAGCAAAACUGUGGUGAUGAGACUUUAUACAGUCAUUUAUGGUCUGCAACGCUGUUCAACAUAUUUUUGUUCUUUUCAACUUUACGCAAAGCAAAAUUCAACCCAGAACAGUUCUCAGAUGUUCAAACGAAACGCUUACUUUUACGUCGUCGUUUAACGGAACGUCAACAAGAGCUUUCUGAUAGUUUAACUAAACAAGAAGCUGUUCAACAAAUUCUUCAGUUAAACAACUCUAUGAUACAAAAUAUUUUAAAGAAUCAACCAUUAUUUUCCACUUUACCGUUUUCUAAUGGGAAACAACCUUCUACUACUUUGGAAAGUACCGAGACUAUAGCCACAGCUAUGCGUAUUCAAUCACAAGAUGUAGGGCAUGCUAUUCUCAUCAGAAAAUCUCCAGUGAAUCAUUUAGGUGAACUAACUAAAUUACCUUCAUCUACAGCAUUGAACAAUUUAAUUAAUUAUCACACCCACGAUUCAGCUGUGCUUGAUGAAUGCAAAGGAGUGGAAAUCGCAAAAGACAAUCAUGGAAAAGAAUUACCUAAUGACAGUUAUAUCAGUGAAAGCUUAUGUUCAGCUCAAGAGAAAAAUAUUUCUACAGAUGAAAAUAUUGUAUAUAACUCUAAAUGUACACCAAUCAAACCACCUAAUAUUGAAAUAUGCCCAAGUAAAAACCAAGUGUCUGUAAUGUCACAUGUGAUUGACAAGAAAAACCAACUUGGUGAUGAUUGCGAAAAUCACAAUGAACCGAUUAUCAAACAUCCUUUAAAUGAUGAUAUAUUCGAUGAAAUUCCUCUGGAAAGUUCAUUUAAUAUUCCCAAAACUAAUAAAUCAUCGGAUGUUGUUGGGUUUUGUGUCCCAGAACGUUCAUAUGACCUUUUGGAAGUUAUGCAAAAUAAAAUUGUUGUUGAACCUAAUGUAUCUUCCGAUAUACGUCAGUCAGAAUCUUUACAAUUACGUCAUCAAGAUAAAUACAAUGAAAUUGAAAGUGACAGUAGUGAUAAUGAUGAUUUCAUUGAAGUUGAUACCCACGAACAAGUUGAAAUGUCCAAUACGUCUACUAACUCUGAUUCAUCGCGAACGUCGUCUACUGUUGAGAGCAAUUAUCAUGAUGAGAGUAAAUUAAAUUCUGUUCUUAAGAAAAAAGAAUUAGUCAGUAAUCAACAGGAAAGCAUAUUAUCCUCUUCAUUACCCGAGGAUGAUUUUGCCAUUGACGAUGACGAUAUAUUGAGAGAGGAAGCUGAUCGUCUGAUGCGUCAAGCCCAGACAACAACUACCCGUUGUAUUUCAGAGGCACAGGAUCUGCUUAGUUUGUUCGGAUUUCCAUUUGUAUUUAGUCCAGAAGAAGCAGAAGCUCAAUGUGUUGCUCUACAACGUCAUGGUCUAGUCGAUUUGGUUGCGAGUGAUGAUUCUGAUGUUUGGCCGUUCGGUGUUAAACUUGUCUGUCGUCAUCUGUUUGGAACUACUGGUGGUGAUAAUCUGCGAAGAACAACAAAUCCUUCCAUCUAUAAACUUGAUGAAGUAAAACGUAAAUUAGGCCUUACUAUAGAAAAUAUUCUCCGUUUGACGCUACUCUGUGGUAGCGAUUAUACACGUGGAAUUGAUCAAGUUGGUCCAGUUACAGCACUUGAAAUAAUAAGUGAAUUUGAUGAAGCUGAUGAUGAUUCAUUAAAUUGUGAAAUUAACAAUUGGCUUAAUGGUAUUGAUGAACCUUCGGAAAAAUUAAUCAAUUAUAUUUUAAAACCUCUAAAACAAUUCACACAUUGGUGGGAAACUACUCGUUCACAAAAUUCUCCACAAUCAAUGAAAAUACUCAGAUUGAUUGAAUCUAAUCCAAUUAGACGUCGUUGGAUAAACUUGAAACCAUAUCCAGGGUUUCCAGAUAGCCGUAUUGCGCGUGCCUACCUGUACCCAAAUGUAAAAAUCGAUUUACCGUCGUUUAAAUGGGAAUCACCAAGUGUACCUCUUCUUGUUAAACAUGUAAAUACCAUAUUGGGAUGGAAUACCGAAAAAACAGAAGCUUUAUUGGCUUCUGUGCUCAAACAUAGACAACAUAUGGAGCUUGGGAAUCCUGGAGGGAUUCUUUCUUCCAAGUCACUCAUAACAAAUUACUUUCAAAUCGAAAACCAGAAAUUUUACCAAAAAUCUGAGGUUGGUUCAUCAGAAUUAGAUGAAGUAACCGUACCGAGCAAGCGUGUUCGUCAUGCAGCCAGUCGCUUGCGAAAUCAAAGAACAAAAGAACGAUCUCUUAAAACUCCAAGCACUUCACAAGUCAAAGAUGAAAAUAGCCUACUUUCUGAAUUACCUAAACCACAUAAGCCUCGACGAAGGCAAUCCAUGAGAAAACCUUUGGAUGAAACAAACAAUUUACGCAAAAAGAGAUCACGGAUUAAACGUGAACGUCGUAUAGUGGAACGUGUAUGUUUGUCUGAAGAUGAAGAUUGAAUUGCUGUCAAUGCUCCUCUACGUUGUACAGAUUAGACUUUCUAAUUCAAGUUGUCUUUAAUCUCUUUGUAUUCUAAUUGUUUUUUAAAUUACUGAAGUGGUUGAAAGACAGGAGCAACCUUAUCUUACAAGAAAAUGGAAAACACAUAGGUUUCAAACCAAAAAUAUAUAACGUUUAUUUACAUGUUAUACAUACCAUUUGGUAGAUUUGAGUUAAUAGCAUUUGAAAUAUAACUGGUAGUUUGUGUUUACAAAGAGAUUUACACCAUGGCUACAAAUAAUUAAGCAUCUGGAUAACUUGGAUUUAUGGCGAAAUUAUACACACUGCAUUAAACUGUAAGCAGCGCACGUGCUUCCAUUACGUAUUACGGUAAUUUAUUGACAUAUAGUACAACUCUACCUGUGUAUGGCUCAACAUAAACAACUGUGAAGUAUGGUUUCAAAGUACUCGGAGUUUUACCAGCUUUUAAAACUUGUGUAUUCAUUAAAUAUUCACACAGUGCUGGGCGUCCAACAAGAUGUGUAUCAAGUAGAUCGAAAAGUUCCGGUUUACUACAUCCACCUCUAGAUGGACAGAUAUGAGUUUCCACUAUUAAAAAAUCAGUCUGAAAAAAAGAACCAUACCAAAAUUGUCAAUUAGCAGACAAAUGAAAGUAGAUGCUCUAGGCAACACGUGGUUGAUAGUUGAUGCUGACAAUCAAAUAUGCGAUGUCCCUUCUUUCAAUUGAUUUCUCCUCCGGUUUCAUUAAAUGUAAUUGCUUAUAACUGUAUAGAAUUAAGUACUGUCUGUUGCUUCUUCUGAUUUAACGUGAUCUAGUUUCUGUGAUGUGUGACGUUGGAGUAUACAAUCCAGUAUAAUCACAGGGAAGAAAAAUAUCUUAAAAACCGUUAGAACAACAACGGAUAAAUUUUUUUAACGGUUAUAAUGUAUAGAAUUACGUUUUGAACGGCAUUUGUCUAACAUCCAAACAUAAAAAACUGAAAUAGCAUUCUGUCACAACAAAGCAGCC